AUGGGGCUCAUAGGGGAACUUUUCACUGGCUACAUUGGGCAGCUCAGUGAACUAACUACUGUGGACGUCUCACACAACCCUGGCCUCACAGGUCAAAUUUCGAAACAUAUAUCAUCUCUCCGAAAGUUACUCAUCCUGGACCUAGCUGGCUGCAGCUUCAGUGGUUGUAUUCCUGAUUCGCUUGGAGCUCUUGAACAGCUGACAUAUAUAGAUAUGAGUUCAAAUAACUUAUCUGGAAUAAUACCUUCUGCUUUGGGUCAACUCUCCAACCUCUACUUGCUUGAUCUAUCAGACAAUCAACUGACUGGACCUCUCCCAAUCUCAAGCCAUACUACUCAUGGAGGAUUAGACCUCUUGUUAAAGGCUCAGCACUUAUUUUUGUACAACAACCAGCUUUCAGGUUCUAUUCCACCGGAGCUUUUCAGCUCUGCGAUGAGUCUGGCUUCUCUGUUCCUAGAUGGAAAUCAUUUUACCGGUGUUAUUCCAAUGACAUUAGGGCUUGUUAAGACUCUUCAGGCGGUUCGGCUUGCUGACAAUAGUCUGACUGGAACUGUACCCUCAAACCUUAACAACCUCACAAAUGUCUUUGACCUGAAUUUAGGCAAAAACAAGUUGACAGGCUCUUUGCCCGACUUGACUGCAAUGAAAUCCCUCAUUUAUGUAGACCUUAGUGACAACUCAUUUGACCCAUCAGAAGCUCCACUUUGGUUCUCAACCUUACCCAGACUCGACACUCUGAAUAUGGAAUGCGGAUCACUUCAAGGAGUUGUACCAGAGAAUCUAUUCAGCCUUCCAGAAUUACAGCAAGUGAAUCUGAAGAACAAUAUGUUUAACGGUCUGAACAUGGGCAAUAAUAUCAGUCGACAACUGAAGCUUGUGGAUCUCGAGUGCAAUCACAUUUCCGAGCUCACUAUAGAAGAAAAAUACAAAGGGGAAUUAAUACUUAAAGGGAACCCAAUAUGCUCUGGAAGUCUAUCAAAUUCUACUUGGUGUCAGUAAAAGGCAACGAGUUAAGGUGCUGGAUUGAAAUAAAUAGGAUUUGUCUGCAACAUCCUCCAUAAAGUUUUCUAUACUUCCUCAUGAGCUGUGUAACUUGAUUGAAAUUCUAAGUCAAUACUGUAAAUGUGGAGCUAUAUAUUCUAUCCUUUACUAUUCAAGUAAACUCUUGUUCCCAUGGA
Molecule: messenger RNA, 1178 nt
Organism: Argentina anserina (silverweed cinquefoil)
Lineage: Eukaryota; Viridiplantae; Streptophyta; Magnoliopsida; Rosales; Rosaceae
Product: leucine-rich repeat receptor protein kinase HPCA1-like
Exons: 12
Coding region: 1-999 (332 amino acids)
Molecular function (GO): protein binding
Source: RefSeq, a predicted model, not a curated record